Lytechinus pictus (painted urchin) is the source of this 5118-nucleotide messenger RNA. Its product is annotated as dephospho-CoA kinase domain-containing protein-like. Gene Ontology annotation, molecular function: ATP binding; dephospho-CoA kinase activity. Lineage: Eukaryota; Metazoa; Echinodermata; Echinoidea; Temnopleuroida; Toxopneustidae. Gene Ontology annotation, biological process: coenzyme A biosynthetic process. The coding region runs from base 97 to 783 and encodes 228 amino acids. The record is from RefSeq and is a predicted model, not a curated record. The transcript is spliced from 4 exons.
GUGGUCUGUAUACAGAGUAUCAAAUGCUGUCCUGUUUUCAGCUUGAACUGCCAACUUUUUGACGAGAGGUGAGGUGAGGUGUCAGAGGUGAUAGCCAUGUUUCUUGUGGGUUUGACUGGAGGCAUAGCAUCGGGGAAGAGCACCGUCUCCAACAUGCUCAGGGAUCUGGGUUGUGUCGUCAUCGAUGCUGAUGAAAUCGCCAGAGAAGUUGUGGAACCUGGUAAACCAGCUUUGGAGCUGAUUGUCCGUCACUUUGGCCAGUCCGUUCUUCAAGGAGAUGGAACUCUGGACAGGGCUAAGCUUGGAUCGAUCAUAUUUGCUGAUUCAGAGAAGCGGAAGGUACUGAACCGCUGCACCCAUCCAUACAUACAACGGACUAUGCUCUGGAGAGUACUCAAAAGCUUCCUGUCUGGAUACCAUUAUGUCAUAUUGGAUAUACCUCUUCUCUUGGAUGGAAGUGCUCUCAGAAGGUUCAUCAAAUAUGUCCUGGUAGUAUAUUGUGACGAAACAACUCAGCUGGAUCGUCUUAUGGCCCGCAAUGAUCUCACACAAGAGGGCGCCCUUCAAAGAAUCAACUCCCAGGUGCCUCUAGAAAUGAAGAAGAAACAAGCUGACUUUGUGAUCGAUAACAAUAAGAGUUUGAAUGACACAAAACAGCAAGUUCUCAGACUCUUUGAGACAUUAGAGGGAUCUUAUGCUCAUUGGAAACUUAGAAGUUUACUUUUGGCGAGUAUAGUGUUACUUCUUGGGGGCUUUACGUACUUGGUCCAUUCGUUGUUAUGAUCAUUGUGGGGUUUAAAGAGGAAUCCAACCCAAAUAAAAACUUGUUUUUAUAAGAAAAGGAAAAAUCAAACAAGUUGAUUGGUGAAAGUUUGAACAAUAUCGGACAAACAAAAAGAAAGUUUUGAUUUUUUAAAAGUUGUAAAUAUUGGUAAUCACUAUACCCAUGGAGACUUCAAAUUGGCCGCAUCUGGGAUGUAAUAGUGAUUUAAGGCAAGGACUACUCUUUCAUGUACUCCAAUACAUAUUAAGGCUAAACUGUCAUUUUCCCCAAGGUUUUAUUUCAAAUUAUAUUUUUCUUUCAUGAGGACAUAAAAUAAUAUACUACCUGGGUUAUAUUUAGAUUACUGCCCCAGGGGAAUGGGUACUUAGGAAAAAACCACAAAUCCCUGAUAAUAAAGUACAUGGCCUAUGGGGAAAGUUGUCAUUGCCCCUUGUCAUAAUUUACUUACCAAGUUGCCAAUUUGAAAUCUACAUACUAUUAGUGAUCUCAAUUUUAAAACAGCUAUAACUUUCUUAUUGCUUGUCCGAUUUCUUUCAAACUUUCACCAAUCUGUUUAAUUUAUUUUUCUCCUUCCCAACACAACAUUUUAUGGCCAAUGCAUAAGUUUGGACAAUACACAUUUCAAGUUUUCCAUUAGAACUCAGUUACUUGAACUUGGGAAUGCAAAUGGUCUAUUUUUAUAAGAUUUGAUAAUGAUAAGUACAUUAUGUUUACUUUCUGGAUAGGUUUGAGGGGAAUGGAAGAGAAUUGAAGACUGUUUAAAGGUUCAUGUAACCAUGCUCCAGUAUUUUUGCCUAUCGGUCUUUAUAGUAUGAAAUAUUAAGCAUGGAUCCAAUCUGUGUCUCAAGAAAUCUGUUCUUUACUAUCAUUAUGGGUGCGUCGUGGUCUAGUGGUUCUGACUCUUGCCUUUGAAACAGAGGGUUGUGGGUUCGAUUCGUAGCCAUGGCGUGUUUUCCUUCAGCAAGAAAUUUAUCCACACUGUGCUGCACUCGACCCAGGUGAGGUGAAUGGGUACCCGGCAGGAGUGAUUCCUUGCAUGCACUGAGCGCCGAUGAUGGUAGCUCGAGCUAAAGCCGGGGUAAUAAUAGCAGCGCUUUGUAUCCUCUGGCAAAAAGCGCUUUAUAAAUCCAGCUAUUAUUAUUAUCUUCAUUUAGUGAUUGGAAAACGAUGAUGAUGAUGGUUAUUGAUGAUCAUGGUGAUAAUGAUAGCAAUAAAAGUGAUUUCAAACAAUGAAAAGAGUGAUACUUCUGGGCCCUGUCUUACAAAGAGUUACGAUUGAUCUAAUCAAUCUCAACUGUAUGGAAAUCCAUCCAUACCAUAAUUGUUUCUACAGGAUAUUUGCACAAUGUCCUUUAAUAAACAAAGAGAAUCACACUUAGUCUUCAAGAGAACUAUGAAUGCAUGAAUAUACAUCAUAGUUGAAAAAUAUUUUGAACAAACAUGAAUAAUAGGUGUUGAUGUUGCUGGCCGUCCAUAGUUGUGAUUGAUCAGACCAAUCACAACUCUGAUUUGUCAAUUUCAGAUUUUAUCUUAUUGAAUCAUUUGUAUCAUUUUGUAGUACUCUGCAAUCAUACCUUGAUAUCAUAGCUUCUAUGAAGUGCUAUACUAUCCAAGCUACUAACCCCCAAUGCCUGAAAAUACCCUUAAAUAAUUAAGGACAUCAUUAGGUGGUUUCAGACCGCCUCGAAGUUCGCUAGUUCCAGGUAUUCUCUGAUCGGGAAAUUUACCCCGAUCAGAAAAUACCAGGUAUUUUGGCGGUCUGAAAGCAAACUACGCGUAAUAUCCCCGAAAGAAAAUACCCGAUAAAUAGUAGGUACUUGGCGAAAUUACGAGAACUUUCGCGGGGAUUUUUCCAAGGUCGUGGGUAUUUUGGCGGUCUGAAAGCAAAUUACGGGAACUUUUAGCCCAGCGUGUCGUUGGGUGCGGCGCCGUGCAUGGGUUCCUGCUGGGCUAGUGAUUUUGAAUUUCGCGCCUUGCUGCUUAUCAGACCAUACUGCGCAUGCUCGUAACUUCAGGAAUUUAUCCCGAAGGGUAUGUUUCAGGGCGGUGUGAAUGCAGGAAUAAUUAAUGGGUAUUUUUCAGCCUAAAAAAGUUCUCGUAAUUUAACGGGGAUUCUUGUGAUCGAGGCGGUUUAAAACCACCUAUUAUAUUCAAGUCCCUCUCCUCUUAAUAAUACCUGUCCAAGGCCCCUUUAUAACAAUAAGCUUAGCGUUUGAUUGUAUUGUUGACUUGCAUGCUAGCUCUCAUUGAUCAGUACAUGUAUGUGCAAUCAAGCAUACAUUACUAUGCAAUCAAUCACUAGCCGUUUUGUGUAAUACAGCCCCAAGGAUCUCUUUCUGUCAUUUUCCACUUAUGUUUUGACUGAAAGCCCUGGCUUUGUGUAUUAUGGAAAAUAUCAUUUAAAUGUGUAUUAUACCGGUGCUGUUAUUUGAUUAUAAUAUUAUAAUACUAUCAUUUGUUUAAUUUUGUAAUUUACUAUUAUUGAAUACAUGUACUUUGAUCUGAGGAGUCCACAAUUUACAAGGAUAGCUUUCCAUGUCCAACGUUGAUAUAUGCUAUUUUAAGCUACAACUUUCAUGAUCCAACUGAUAUCGUGAUAUUUUGCAAAUUGUUGUUUAUUACUUAAAGUUGUUUAUUUUAACUGCAUUUCUAUGGCAUUUGGACUGUUCUGUCGGAAAUGAGAAAAAAAUAAAAAUAAACUGAUCGGAACUUAACAUGUAUAAAGCUCUGUGUGAUAUAUAGGACAUAACCUGUAUUUAUUUCUGUAUAAUCUCAAUGCAAUAUGUAGGUCAUACUAUAAUUUUAAGCAAGAAAUAAUAUACAAAUAUACCAGGCGUUGAGUUAGUAUAGCGGGAAUUAUUUGUCAGAGGUUGGCAUUACUAUUUUUCCCAAGGGGCAAAGCCCCGAGGGAAAAAUAGUGAUUUUGCCAGUACAACUGAGGAUGAAUAAUUCCCUCUAUACUUUCGAAAUAAAGGCCUGGUAUAUUUGUUUUAUAUCCUACUUUAAUAAGUUAGAGCAAUAGAUCUUGAUAAUCUAUUUCUUGUACUCUUAGUUCAUCUUGUUUAAUAAAUCUGCACCAAACCAGCCGCGCUGACUGACAUACUUUUCCUGAAGUGCUUAGCUACGCGCUCAGUGCGCGGAAUAGUCGACUAUUCCAUCAUUGACGUCACGGAAUAGCACAUUUUCUUCGGUGGGCGUUUCAUUUUCGACAUCAUCGCAAAAUAGUGAGAAUAUGUUUGGUCACAUGAUGCUAUUUAAACCAAUCAGCAUACAAGAUUCAAUGUAGGAUAUAAUAUCUUUUAAGAACUAUAGAAGCCAACUGGCUAAUAACUCACAGUACGCUAUGCAUAUGUAGGCCUUCCAUAAGUUGGAUAAUCGCCUAAACUCAAAGCAUUAUUUUCAGACUAGAAUAUGCAAAAUGCGUGUUAAUAUGAAUGGUGUUGGUGUUAGGUCAAUUUUUACACGAUUAUAACACCAAACAUAAAAUGAAGAUGGUCCCAAAAAGUCACUCAAUAGUUGUUGAGAUGUCAAAGGGAUCUGGAUCAGUUUUACAAACUCUGAAUAAGUUUUGGAGCUAGGGGAAGCAAUCUAAAUUUAAACACCAAAGCCAACACCAGACUUGAAAUCACCCAAUGUCCAUGGAGCUCGUUAGUAGCUCCAUUGAAUGUCUAAAUUACGCCUCAGAAAGAUUUCUGUUGUGCCAAGAGAGUAGAUGUAGGCAGUCACCAGGGCCGCGUCUUACAAAAAGUUACGAUUGAUCCAAUCAAUCGUAGCUCUAUGGAAAUCCAUUGGUGUCAUAAUUUUUUUUCUAACAAGAAAUAUUGUCUCAUUUGCUUAUUAUUACAAGCACUAUUAUAUAAAUACAUUUUAUAAUAACUGAUGAUAUGAUACCAUAUCUAUGUGGUAUGUGUUUAGGCUUGGAUAAUCAAAAGGAAAUCGUUAUUGUGAUACGAAAUUUGAUUUGGCAUGGGUGCAAUAAAUGAGUCCAGAUGCCAGUGAAAUCUAUUGGUGUCAUAAUUUUUUUUCUAACAGGAAAUUUGCACAAUUUCCUUUGUAAACAAAGAGAUGCACUGUGAACUUUCAAGAAAACACUGAAUGCAUUGAAUAUACAUCAUAAUUUGAAAAUAUUUUGAACAAACAUGCAUAAUAGAUGUUGACGUUGCAGAGUUGUGAUUGAUCAGAUCAAUUGCAACUCUUUGUAAGACGGGGCCCAGAAGUUAUAUUUCGUACAGGUAAGAAGGUGCCUUGUAUGUGAGUUAUAUUUUGUAUACAUGAAAUAGGCGUUUUCAUUGAUCAUUGAAUUGAAAUAAAUAAUAUAUUUUAUACACAUGAAA